AUGGACGAAAGCGCUCAGAAUAUCGUUGACUAUAACGAGAGCUUACGCAAGGUAUAUAUCUCACCGAUAUCAAACAGCCUUGACAAUGCUCUGAAGACAUUUGGUGCCUCCUCGAGGCAAUAUCAGAUCAUACUUGGGAUGUUGAGAGAAUGCUUGCAGGAUAUCGAAGAGGAAGAACAGAAGCAGAGCAAAACCCAGGUGGUUGAUGCAGACAUGCUCAGUAUGGCGAUGGGAUUUUUGAAGAUUGGGAAAUGA
Molecule: messenger RNA, 255 nt
Organism: Penicillium paradoxum
Lineage: Eukaryota; Fungi; Ascomycota; Eurotiomycetes; Eurotiales; Aspergillaceae
Exons: 2
Coding region: 1-255 (84 amino acids)
Source: RefSeq, a predicted model, not a curated record